AUGAGAUCAGCUACCAUCAGCAGAGACACCAACGAGACGAAAAUCCAGAUCGCCAUCUCCUUGGACGGCGGAGCUGUGGCGUUGGAAAAGUCAAUUCUCAAGAACGGCAACCUCGACGAACAUGCCACACAGAGCACUCUGUCUCAAGUGAUCAAUGUCCAGACUGGUAUUGGAUUCUUGGACCACAUGUUACAUGCGUUGGCCAAGCACUCUGGAUGGUCGCUUAUUGUAGAGUGUGUGGGUGACUUGCACAUCGACGACCACCACACGGCUGAGGAUGUGGGAAUUUCCUUGGGUCUUGCAUUUCACAAGGCAUUGGGCCAAGUUAAAGGUGUCAAACGGUUUGGUAGUGGUUUUGCACCUCUUGACGAGGCCUUGAGUCGAGCAGUGGUGGAUUUGUCCAACAGACCAUAUGCUGUGGUUGAGUUGGGGUUGAAACGUGAAAAGAUUGGAGAUUUAUCGUGUGAGAUGAUUCCUCACGUUAUUGAGAGUUUCGCUCAAGGUGCUGCCAUCACUCUUCAUGUAGACUGUUUAAGAGGGUUCAACGACCACCACAGAGCAGAGAGUGCGUUCAAGGCAAUGGCUGUGGCUAUUAAAGAGGCCAUUUCGUUCACUGGAACUGACGAUGUCCCCAGCACCAAGGGUGUUCUAUUCUAA
Messenger RNA from Sungouiella intermedia, 657 nucleotides. Lineage: Eukaryota; Fungi; Ascomycota; Pichiomycetes; Serinales; Metschnikowiaceae. The record is from the annotation of a GenBank genome assembly.